CAUUUCAUCUCCCACUCUUUUCUUUCUUUCUUUCUUUGUUUCUUUUUGCUUUGCUUUUCUGAACUCCAACACACUCUUUCUCUUUGCUUUCAUAUUCCUUAAUUGAGUGACAUAGCAUCAUCAUUGUUUGAGAACAACUUCUCUUUUCACUCAAUUCUACUUUUAACCUUUGCUUCUUUCUAAAAGAACUUUUUUUUUUUUUGGUUUUUCCUUGGAAAAAACUUCUGGGUUUUGUUUCUUGAUUCUUGAUUUUCACUGUUAUUAUUUAUCUGGGUCUUCAAAAUUUUCCUAUAAUUUUUUUCUCAUGGAAAAGGACAAUGUUUUUAUGGCUGAGGGACUAAACAGAACGGCAGCACAACAACCGACUUGGAAUGCUUGCGGUUUUGGGAUAGAAAUGCAAACAAAUGAGCUGAAUUGUGGAACAGAGCAGGUGGGAAGUUGUUUUUUCAAUCCCUGUUGGGAUAAUUCAAUGGAUCAGAGCGAUCUCUUUGAGUCAGCUUUGAGCUCCAUAGUGUCUUCUCCAGCAGCAUCCAAUGCUGGAACUACUCUCCCUGGUUCCGGCGAUAAUGUAAUGAUCAGAGAAUUGAUUGGAAGAUUAGGAAACAUAUGUAAUUCUGGUGAUAUUUCACCUCAGUCUUUCAUUCAACCAAAUAACAACACCAACAGUGCCAACACUUCCUGUUAUAAUACUCCAUUGAAUUCACCUCCAAAGCUCAAUCUUUCAAUGAUGGAUUCACAGAUCAGAGGAAAUUUGAAUUUGCCGGGUCUUGGAAACCAGUUAUCAAAUCAUCCAAGCCUGGCACCAUUUUAUGCUGACCCUGGAUUUGCUGAGAGGGCUGCUAGAUUUUCCUGUUUUAAUAGUAGCAUAAAUUUUGGUGGCCUAAAUGGUCAGCUUGGAUUGACGGAGGCUGAAUUGUCUCAAAGAUUGCUUCCUACAAUGGAUUCUGUUAAGCUUUCAAGAGUUUCAAGUAACCAAUCCAUUAAGGUUACUGGAUCUCAAGUAAAUGUUCCAGAAAGCAACAAAAACUCAUCACAGGAAGGGAAUUCAGGUUCUGAUAAGAAAAACAGUAGGCUGUCAGGGUCUUCCUGGCCAGAUAAUGCGGAAUUUGGUGAUUCCAAGGAAGAAUCUUCAGUUUCUGAACAGAUCCCAGGCGGGGAUUCAAGCAUGAAAGGCCAAAAUGAGGCCAAUGCCAGGAAAAGGAAAUCAAUUCCGCGGGGAAAAGCAAAAGAAAUCUCAACUUCAGCGGCUGCUGAUGACAAGGUUGCAGCAGGGAAUGAUGAAUCCACCGCCAAAAGAAGCAAGCAAGAUGGAGCCGCUGGGAAUGCAAAGGAGAAGACAGAACAAAAUGGCAAUGCUAAAGCAGCAAAUGAUGGGAAUCAGAAGCAAAGUAAGGAGAGUUCCAAGCCACCAGAGCCUCCAAAGGACUAUAUCCAUGUCAGAGCCAGAAGGGGUCAAGCAACUGAUAGUCAUAGUCUUGCAGAAAGAGUUCGAAGAGAGAAAAUAAGUGAAAGGAUGAAGUUUCUCCAGGAUCUUGUUCCAGGUUGCAAUAAGGUGACUGGUAAAGCAGUUAUGCUUGAUGAAAUUAUUAACUAUGUGCAGUCCUUACAGCGUCAGGUCGAGUUUCUAUCUAUGAAGUUGGCUACUGUGAACCCAAGGAUGGAUAUAAACAUGGAAGCCCUUCUGUCAAAAGAUAUGUUUCAAUCUCGUGGAUCUUUGCCACAUGCCUUUUAUUCAAUGAAUUCUUCUGCACCGACAUUCCCUCUUGGAUACCAGCCCCAGCAAGGACUCCAUCUGAACAAUGGCAUAUCCAAUAAUAAAGAGACUCAAUUCUCAAACAAUCCACUGAAUGCUGUAUUGCGUAAAACACGAGGCUUGCAGCUACCUCCUAAUGAUGGUUUUACUGAUGCUAAUCCUCAGGUUGCGUCAAUUUGGGAGGAUGAUCUCCAGAGCAUUGUUCAAAUGGGAUUUGGCCAGAAUCAGGCACAAAGCUAUCAAGGCUCAUUAGCUGCAGGGCAAGUGAAAAUUGAGCUGUAAUUACAAUUACACAACACUUUCUGAUUCCCUUCAGGCCCUCCGGGAGAGCAAGAGAGGCCCAUGUACAUAGAGAGAAAUUACAGCUUGUGAAAUCUUUAGCCCUGAAAAGGGAGAGAACUUAUCUUAGUUUAAUCUCAUUUCCCAAAUUGUUUCCGCAACUCAUUCUUUAGAGAAUUCUUACUAGAAUUCCUGAUAUGUAAUAUGGUAGAACUAAUUGCAAAGAAGUGGUGCAUAAAUCACAAUUUAAGAUUUAGCUUCAGUGAAAGGAGUGUUGGCGAGGUUGAAAGAAGACAGGAAUUUUUAUUUAUACUUCUGUUUCAACCGUGUCUAUUGGCCUUACAAAUUGAGAAAAGAAAGUUAUCUUUCA
Messenger RNA from Durio zibethinus, 2402 nucleotides. RefSeq names its product transcription factor bHLH62-like. Gene Ontology annotation, biological process: regulation of DNA-templated transcription. The record is from RefSeq and is a predicted model, not a curated record. Gene Ontology annotation, molecular function: DNA-binding transcription factor activity; protein dimerization activity. NCBI's taxonomy places the organism in Eukaryota, Viridiplantae, Streptophyta, Magnoliopsida, Malvales, Malvaceae. Gene Ontology annotation, cellular component: nucleus.